AUGAUAGUAUACAGAUCGCUAGUUCUGAGGAGGCUUGCUUAUUGUGUACUAACGAAAAAGGUGGCAAAAAAAAAAAAUUGUUUUUUUUUUUUUCUGAACAGUUCAGGUAGAAAAUUUUCAUCAAUUUGUGUAGAAAAUUUACGAAAUAUUGGAAUUAGUGCACAUAUAGAUGCAGGAAAAACGACUUUAACAGAAAGAAUUUUGUAUUAUACUGGGAAAAUAAAAAGCAUACAUGAGGUUAGAGGAAGUGAUGGAGUAGGAGCCACAAUGGAUUCAAUGGAUUUAGAAAGAGAAAAAGGAAUAACAAUUCAAUCAGCAGCAACUAACUGUAAUUGGGAAUUUAAUAAUAAAAAAUUUACAAUUAAUAUAAUUGAUACCCCAGGUCAUGUGGAUUUCACAAUUGAAGUGGAAAGAUCUCUAAGAGUCUUAGAUGCAGCGGUUCUGGUUAUUUGUGCCGUUUCAGGAGUUCAAAGUCAAACAUUAACAGUAAAUAGACAAAUGAAUCGAUAUUCCAUUCCUAGAAUUUUGUUUAUUAAUAAAUUAGAUAGAGAUGGUGCAAACGUCGAGAGGACUUUAAGUAUGAUUGAAAACAAAUUAAAUUUAAAUACUUUAUUGCUACAAAUGCCAAUUGGGAUAGAACAAAAACUCAAAGGGGUAUACGAUCUUAUUUCCAGAAAAUGUUAUUUAUUCAAAGGUCCGAAUGGUGCACUAGUAGAAGAAGUAAAAGACACUGAGGUGAUUCUGAACGAUCCUUCCUUUUCUCACGAAACAAUGGAAAUGUUGAGAACACGAAUUUUUGAAAAGCUAGCCGAUAUAGAUGAUGAAUUUGCAGAAAUUUAUCUGAACCAAGAAAUUAAAAAUAUCAAAAAUGAGGAUGUGUAUGCUGCUAUACGAAAGUGCACUAUAAAAAAUAUGAUAGUACCGAUAUGUCUGGGUAGCGCAAAAAAUAAUAUAGGAGUUCAAAUUCUGCUGAAUUACGUGUGCAAAUUUUUACCUUCACCUAAUGAGAUCAGCAGUUAUGGGUAUGUGUACAAUGAAGGAGGAGGAGACCAUCAUGACAAGAAGGAAGAGGUUAUCGAUAGUGGAAGUUCCAAUACACAAAUUCGAAGCAAGAACAAGAAACGUAUAGAACUACAUUGCGAUAGUUCUCUGCCAAUGGUAGGAUUUCUAUUUAAAAUUCAAGAAGAUUCGAUGUAUGGUCAAAUGAGUUAUUUCAGGAUAUAUCAAGGGAAAAUUAAAAAAAAGGAUAUGAUAACAAAUAUGAUAACAAAUAAAAAAGAAGUAAUAAAAAAAAUUAUGAAAAUGCACUCAAAUAUGGCACACGAAGUUAUUGAAGCAUAUGCAGGUGAUAUUGUUGCAAUAAAUGGAAUUAGCGGAACAACUGGGACAACUUACACGAAUGGAAUAUGUUCCAAUUUACAUUUACUGAAUAUACAUGUACCUAAGCCAGUAAUAUCUGUCGCUGUGGAUAUUGAAAAGAAGGGAGACGUAACAAAAUUGACAAAGGCAUUAAACAGAUUUGUAAAGGAAGAUCCAACAUUUCAUGUGAAAACUGAUGAACAAACAAAGGAAAUAAUUUUUGAAGGAAUUGGAGAAUUACAAUUAGAAAUUUAUAAAGAGAGAUUAAAAAGAGAGUUCAAUAUUAAUGUAAAUUUAAAAAAUCCGAAAAUAAAUUUCAAGGAAACUAUUACCAAACCGUAUGAAUGUACGUACACUUAUAAAAAACAAAAGGGUGGUGCAGGAUUAUAUGCACAUGUUCAUGCAAUUUUUGAAACAGUAUCAGAUGAUUAUAAUGAAACAACAUAUUGUACUUUCGUCAAUGAAGUAAUUGGAAAUGAUUUGCCAAAAAAUUUUAUCUUAUCUAUUGAAAAAGCUUUUAAAGAACAAAUAGAAAAAGGGUAUCUGAACAGUUCAGAAAUUAUUAACAUGAAAAUGAGAUUAAUUGGUGGAAAAACACAUGAAGUGGACAGUAACGAUUUGGCAUUUAAAAAAGCAACUAUUAAUCUAAUUAAAGAAAAUUAUCAAAACUUUUCUCCAGUACUUUUAGAACCAAUUAUGCUCGUGGAAAUCAUCUCCCAUUAUGAACAUCAAAGUAAAAUUCUUACCAGUAUUACAAAACGAAAAGGGCUUGUCACCAACAUUCUUAGUCAAAUGAACAUGGUACACAUACAUGCUGACAUACCACUCAAGCACAUGUUCAAUUAUAUAAACGAGAUAAGGGCAAUUACACAGGGACAGGGAACCUAUACAAUGGAGUUCUCUCGCUACGAACAAGUUAGUAAGACUGAUUUGGAUGAUAUAUUGAAAAAACGUCGGGAGGAGAAGUGA
Plasmodium gonderi is the source of this 2328-nucleotide messenger RNA. RefSeq names its product elongation factor G. The transcript has a single exon. Lineage: Eukaryota; Apicomplexa; Aconoidasida; Haemosporida; Plasmodiidae. Gene Ontology annotation, biological process: mitochondrial translational elongation. Gene Ontology annotation, molecular function: GTP binding; translation elongation factor activity; GTPase activity. The record is from RefSeq and is a predicted model, not a curated record. Bases 1 to 2328 code for a protein of 775 amino acids. Gene Ontology annotation, cellular component: mitochondrion.